Cololabis saira (Pacific saury) is the source of this 3916-nucleotide messenger RNA. Its product is annotated as ankyrin repeat and SAM domain-containing protein 6-like. NCBI's taxonomy places the organism in Eukaryota, Metazoa, Chordata, Actinopteri, Beloniformes, Belonidae. The transcript is spliced from 18 exons. Bases 240 to 3047 code for a protein of 935 amino acids. Gene Ontology annotation, molecular function: protein binding. The record is from RefSeq and is a predicted model, not a curated record. Gene Ontology annotation, biological process: innate immune response. Gene Ontology annotation, cellular component: cytoplasm.
ACUGUAACGGUACAGAAAGUUUGGUGGAUUUAAGGAACUGAAUGUUGAUCUGGAAACCACAUUCCUGGCUCUAUGUGACGUUUGGAGAUAAUAACCCGACCAGGCCGGCGGCGAGAGUGAGGUGUACUGACUUUAUUGCCAUGAUUUACAAACUCAGCCCCGGUGACAGAGCAGAGGUUUUGGUCGGGGAGCGGAUCCGGAGCGGAAUGGAGCCGCUUUGCUGCUCCUCCCGGUGAAGAAUGAACUUCGGGGUCCCCGCCAACUCGCUGCUGCUGCUCCGCGCCUGCGAUGAGGGAGACUACGAGGCGGCCCGGGGGGUCCUGGAGCCCGGGGCCCCGCGGGACUGCGGCCGCCAGAGCCGGCUGGAGAGCCGGCUGGACAGCCCGGCCGAGGCGGCUCCUCUGCCGGCCCCGCCGGCCCCGCUGGUGCCGGUGGACGGCACGGACGAGGAGGGCAACACCGCCCUGCAGUUCUCCGCCGCCAGCGGCCACGACAGCCUGGUGCGCUUCCUGCUGCGGAAGGGCGCCUCGGUGGACAGCCGCAACCACUACGGCUGGACGCCGCUCAUGCAGGCGGCCAGGUUUGGUCAUCUGACCGUCGCUCAUCUCCUCCUGGAGAACGGGGCAGAGAUCAAUGCUCGGAACAGGCUUGGUGCAAGCGUCCUGAUGAUGGCAGCUCGUGGGGGGCACGUACACGUUGUGAAGCUGCUUCUUGAGAGCGGCGCCUACGUCGAUGACUACGAUCAUCUGGCUGAAGCUGCAGAAGCGUCCCCCAAUGGCAACAAUAACAACAGCUCAAUUAGCUGUGGACCUGGUGAAGGCUGUCCUGGAGGGGGGAUUGGCCGAGCUUUCAUGGACAUCACAGCCCUGAUGGUGGCGUCCCAGCACGGCCAUGAGGCCACAGUGCUCUUGCUGCUGGAGUGGGGCUCCGAUGUCAACUUUUCCCAGAAGAUCACUGGCUGGGGACCGCUGAUGGCAGCGACCCUCAGCGGAAAGGUGGCUGUGGCUCAGCAGCUGGUGGAGCGGGGAGCCGAUCCAGACCGGGUCAACGUUCUGUCCAAGACGGCCUUUGAGCUCUCCAUGCAGUUAAAACAGAGGGACAUCAAGGCCUAUCUGGACUCCAUUACUACUGUUCGCCCUCAGACAGAUGAUGAGAGGAGGAGACCAGAUGUCUUUAACGCCCUCAAACUUGGGAAUUCACAGCUGGUUAAAGAGAUCCUGGAGGAGGAUCCUACUCAGGUGAAUUCGUCCAAUCAGGAGGGAGCGUCCCCGCUCAUGAUGGCUGCGGUGAGCGGCCAGAUAGAGGUGGUGCAGCUGAUGGUGGAGAAGAACGCCGACAUCGACAAACAGGACGGCGUUCACGGCUGGACUGCUUUAAUGCAAGCCACUUAUCACGGCAACAAAGACAUUGUCAAGUACCUGCUGAGUCAAGGAGCUGACGUGAACCUCCGAGCUAAGAAUGGAUACACCGCCUUUGAUUUGGUGAUGCUGCUCAAUGACCCCGACACUGAGCUUGUACGCCUCUUAGCGGCGGUAUGUAUGCAAGUGGACAAGGACAAGACCAAACAUCGUGGGAGAACUGUAAUUACUCGCUCCAAAAGCAGACAGUCUCUCAACAAUGUCCCUCUGCCACCAGAUGACAAGGGAGGCCUGAAGUCCUGGUGGAGCAGGAUGUCAAAUCGCUUCCGGCGGCUGAAGCUGACCCACACGUUCAGGAACGGCCUUUUAACCAGUCGCCUGGCUCCAUUUCCUGAUGAUGCUGUCACUUCGCUGGAUGCUACGAUGAAGGCAAACACAAAGGCUGCUGCUGUAGCUAAUGGAGCGACACCCGCUUCCACCCCGGGAGGGAAUGACGGCAGCUCCGUCUGGGCGGUCAAAACCAAAGAUGCAGCAGGUUAUUGCAGAGCAUCCUCAGAAAAGGAGGACCCUCUAAUAACCACAAUGCUAAGAAUUGGAGCCCCGCUGACCCGACUGCCCAACGACAAGCUGAAAGCAGUGAUUCCUCCUUUCUUGCCUCCGUCCAACUUUGAGGCGUGGAACUCGGACCGCUCACGUCUGCUCCGAGAGGGGAAAAGCGAAGUCCCCCGCCUGCCGAUGCCGCCGCAAAGGAAGCUCAAUAGCAGCGGGAACUCUGAUAUUACAUCGAUCAGCCGUGUGGUUAACAGAUCCAUUAAGUUCCCCAGCAUCUCCAAAGGGCCCUCCUCCUCCUCGCCCUCUAACUCUGGCCACUACCACUCCCCCCACUCCUCCGGAGGCUCCAACGGAGUGGCAGGACUCAACCGGGACUCUCACAAUCGAUCAGGGGGCAGUGCAGACAGUGUUCUUUCCCAGAUCGCAGCCCAGAGAAAAAGAGCAGCAGGCCUGUUGGAGGUGAAGGGCCAAACUCAAGAAAAGCAGCACAGCCAGGCACAGAACCAGCCCCAGCUGCCAAACUCAGUACCCGGUCUGCCACCGCCUGAUAUCAGCCUGCCUGACAUCCCCUCCCACCCCAGCCUGGUCGCCUCGGACAUCCAUUCUAGGAGGAAGAUGGACCUAAAAAUGAGACCUCAGUCAGGAAAUUCCUCCACCUCCAAGAGCACAUCACCCACCCUAACACCUUCUCCAUCACCCACACCAAAGACUCCUGCGGGGCCGGGGGACUCUCUGUCCUCGGCCUCGUCUCACCCGCGCUCCAAGAGCAGCGGCGGCUCCAGCAGUGGAACCAUCACUGAUGAAGAUGAACUAUCUAGUAUUUUGAAGAAACUGUCCCUGGAGAAAUAUCAGCCUAUAUUUGAGGAACAAGAGGUUGACAUGGAAGCGUUUCUGACUCUAACAGAUGGAGACCUGAAGGAGCUGGGCAUCAAAACAGACGGGCCCCGACAGCAAAUCCUCGCUGCCAUAUCAGAGCUCAAUGCUGGAAAGGGGCGAGAGAGGCAGAUCCUUCAAGAGACAAUCCACAACUUCCAGUCCUCCUUUGGUAGCAGCGCCAGUAACCCAAGGCCCCCAGGACAGCCGCGCUCUCCAACAACUUGGAUGAGACACCAAGUUCGUUCCUCCAGCAAGAGGUAACCUUCAGCCCUGAUGCCCACCAGGAGCUACACAUGAGGUCCCUAAAGUAGGAGUAUAAAGUGGUGACUUGCUGCCAAGGUACCGUUAUCACGAAGUGGUCUUAACGCAAGUGUCCCAAAACACUGGAGUAAUUAGUGCCAGUGGACACCGCAGACUCUAUCGUCUUCUGGACCAAAGAGGACUGACCUGGACCAAAUCCAGCCAUCCAUCUAUUUUCUAUACCCUCUUAAUCCUGUAGAGGGCCGCAGGGUUCUGCUGGAGCCUAUCCCUGGACCAAAUCACCUUUCAUUAUUCCUCGCGGAGUCUAAAGCAUAGCUGCCAAAGUUUAAUACCCGGAUGUUUUUAUCUACUGCUCGUGCAGAAUAUGAAUUAAGAUAAAAGCUGAGAGAACUGGGAAUAUUGAAGGACAAUGGAUGACAGGGGACUGAGUUUUAACCCUGACUGUUUUUGUUUUAUCUCAAUAAAUGUGAGAGAUAAAGAUCAUGUAUAAGUCGAGAGAAAACAGAUCUAUGGAUUUUAUGUAAAACAGUAAAAAAAACAAACUGUGAUUAGGACGUACAGGGGGAUGCUCUGACGUAUAAGGUGCACUGAUGUGGGAUCUAACUGCGGAAAAAGACUGAGACGUUAACUAGAGUAUUAUUAGCCGUUUAAUCUCUUGGAUUGGUUUUAGUGGAGUUUUUAUGUUUUCAUAGACCACUAUGCACACAGAUGAUUCAAGUAAAAGCCUUUCCAUCAUGAUAAUAUAACCAUUAUUAUAAAGUAUUACGGUACUAAAUGUUUUCUUUCUGUUUAACAUCUUAAAUGAAAAUGCUUUUUUUUUUGUACAGAGAAAUAAUAAAGUUUGUCUGAAAGGGGUUUAUUGAGCAAAA